Castor canadensis (American beaver) is the source of this 5564-nucleotide messenger RNA. It is a transcript of the gene Itgav, whose product is annotated as integrin subunit alpha V. Gene Ontology annotation, biological process: integrin-mediated signaling pathway; angiogenesis; cell adhesion mediated by integrin. The record is from RefSeq and is a predicted model, not a curated record. Gene Ontology annotation, molecular function: integrin binding. Gene Ontology annotation, cellular component: integrin complex; external side of plasma membrane. Lineage: Eukaryota; Metazoa; Chordata; Mammalia; Rodentia; Castoridae.
AGCGCCAGACGCGGCGGCAAGCGGCUGAGUCCCAGGGAGGAGAGGGGCUGCCUGGUUGCUGUCCCCGCCCUGCGCGCCCCGCGCUCCACGUCCCCGGCGGCCGCUGGAAAGCUCAGCCCUGCGCCACCCCGCGCUGUCCCAGCCUCCCUGGGCAGCGGGCAAGCGGGCGGCAAGUUUGGACGCGCGCAGGCGGCGGGCGGCGGGCCGCGGGCACCGUGCGCCCCGGGAGGAGCGGCCGCCUUCGGGCUCGGCGCCCCGCGCGCACUUCGGCGAUGGCUUCUCGCGUUCGCCCCCGCAGCCUCCUGCUCCUUCUCCCCGGCCUCCUGCUCCCUAUCUGCGGCGCCUUCAACCUAGACGUGAACAGUCCUGCCGAAUACUCCGGCCCUGAGGGAAGCUACUUCGGCUUCGCGGUGGAUUUCUUCGUGCCCAGCGCGUCUUCGAGAAUGUUUCUUCUGGUGGGAGCUCCCAAAGCCAACACUACGCAGCCUGGGAUUGUAGAAGGAGGGCAGGUUCUCAAAUGUGACUGGUCCUCUAGCCGCCGAUGCCAGCCAAUUGAAUUCGAUUCGACAGGCAAUAGAGAUUAUGCCAAAGAUGAUCCAUUGGAGUUUAAGUCCCACCAGUGGUUUGGAGCAUCUGUGAGGUCAAAACAGGAUAAAAUUUUGGCCUGUGCUCCAUUGUACCACUGGAGAACUGAGCUGAAACAGGAGAGAGAGCCUGUUGGAACUUGCUUUCUUCAAGAUGGAGCAAAGACUGUUGAGUAUGCACCAUGCAGGUCAAAAAAUAUUGAUGCUGAUGGACAGGGAUUUUGUCAAGGAGGAUUCAGCAUUGAUUUUACUAAAGCUGACAGAGUACUUCUUGGUGGUCCUGGUAGCUUUUACUGGCAAGGUCAGCUCAUUUCAGAUCAAGUGGCAGAAAUCGUAUCUAAAUAUGACCCCAACGUUUACAGCAUCAAGUAUAAUAACCAGUUAGCAACUCGGACAGCACAAGCAAUUUUUGAUGACAGUUAUUUGGGUUACUCAGUGGCUGUUGGAGACUUCAAUGGUGAUGGCGUAGAUGACUUUGUUUCAGGAGUUCCAAGAGCAGCAAGGACUUUGGGAAUGGUUUAUAUUUAUGAUGGGAAAAACAUGUCCUCCUUACACAAUUUUACUGGUGAGCAGAUGGCUGCAUAUUUUGGAUUUUCUGUAGCCACCACUGACAUUAAUGGGGAUGAUUAUGCAGACGUGUUUAUUGGAGCACCUCUCUUCAUGGACCGAGGCUCUGAUGGCAAACUUCAAGAGGUGGGACAGGUGUCAGUGUCUCUGCAAAGAGCUUCAGGAGACUUCCAGACUACAAAGCUGAAUGGGUUUGAGGUCUUUGCACGGUUUGGCAGUGCCAUAGCUCUGGGAGACCUGGACCAGGAUGGCUUCAAUGAUAUUGCAAUUGCUGCUCCAUAUGGGGGUGAAGAUAAAAAAGGAAUCGUUUAUAUUUUUAAUGGAAGAGCAACAGGCUUGAAUGCAGUACCGUCUCAAGUCCUUGAAGGGCAAUGGGCUGCCCAGAGCAUGCCCCCAAGCUUUGGCUAUUCAAUGAAGGGAGCCACAGACAUAGACAGAAAUGGAUAUCCAGACUUAAUUGUAGGAGCUUUUGGUGUAGAUCGAGCAGUCUUAUACAGGGCCAGGCCUGUUAUCACUGUAAAUGCUGGCCUUGAAGUGUACCCUAGCAUCUUAAAUCAAGACAAUAAAACCUGCCCACUGCCUGGGACAGCUCUCAAAGUUUCCUGUUUUAAUGUCAGGUUCUGCUUAAAGGCAGAUGGCAAAGGAGCACUUCCAAGGAGACUCAACUUCCAGGUGGAGCUUCUUUUGGAUAAACUCAAGCAAAAGGGAGCAAUUCGACGAGCACUGUUUCUCCAUAACAGGUCCCCGGGUCACUCCAAGAACAUGACUGUUUCGAGGGGGGGACAGAUGCAAUGUGAGGAACUGAUAGCAUAUUUGCGGGAUGAAUCUGAAUUUAGAGACAAACUGACUCCAAUUACUAUUUUUAUGGAAUACCGCUUGGAUUAUAGAACGGCUGCUGAUGCAACAGGCUUACAACCCAUUCUUAACCAGUUCACUCCUGCCAACAUGAGCCGACAGGCUCAUAUUCUGCUUGACUGUGGUGAAGAUAAUGUCUGUAAACCAAAACUGGAAGUUUCUGUAGAAAGUGAUCAAAAGAAGAUCUAUAUUGGGGAUGACAACCCUCUGACAUUGAUUGUCAAGGCGCAGAAUCAAGGGGAAGGUGCCUAUGAAGCUGAGCUCAUCGUUUCCAUUCCACUGCAGGCUGAUUUCAUUGGGGUUGUCCGAAACAGUGAAGUCCUAGCAAGACUUUCCUGUGCAUUUAAGACAGAAAACCAAACCCGUCAGGUUGUAUGUGACCUUGGAAACCCAAUGAAGGCUGGAACUCAACUCUUUGCUGGUCUUCGUUUCAGUGUACACCAGCAAUCAGAGAUGGAUACUUCUGUGAAAUUUGACUUACAGAUCCAAAGCUCUAAUCUUUUUGACAAAGUAAGCCCAGUUGUAUCUUACAAAGUCGACCUUGCUGUUUUAGCUGCUGUUGAGAUAAGAGGAGUCUCAAGUCCUGAUCAUAUCUUUCUCCCAAUUCCAAAUUGGGAGUACAAGGAGAACCCUGAGACUGAAGAAGACGUUGGGCCUGUUGUUCAGCACAUCUAUGAGCUGAGAAACAAUGGUCCAAGUUCGUUCAGCAAGGCAAUGCUGAAUCUUCAGUGGCCUUACAAAUAUAAUAAUAAUACUUUGUUGUAUAUCCUUCAUUAUGAUAUUGAUGGGCCAAUGAACUGUACUUCAGAUAUGGAGAUCAACCCUCUGAGAAUCAAGAUCUCAUCUUUGCAAACACCUGAAAAGAAUGACACCAUCGCUGGGCAGGGUGACUGGAGCCAUCUCAUCACUAAGCGGGAUCUCACCCCGAGUGAAGGAGAUGUUCACACUUUGGGUUGUGGAAUUGCUCAGUGCUUGCGGAUCGUCUGCCAGGUUGGGCGACUGGACAGAGGAAAGAGCGCAAUCCUGUAUGUGAAGUCUCUUCUGUGGACCGAGACCUUUAUGAAUAAGGAAAACCAGAAUCAUUCAUAUUCUCUGAAGUCAUCUGCUUCUUUCAAUGUCAUAGAGUUUCCUUACAAGAAUCUUCCAAUUGAGGAUAUCUUCAACUCCACAUUGGUUACUACCAAUGUCACUUGGGGCAUUCAGCCGGCGCCCAUGCCUGUUCCUGUGUGGGUGAUCAUUUUAGCAGUUCUAGCAGGAUUGUUGUUAUUGGCUGUUUUGGUUUUUGUAAUGUACAGGAUGGGCUUUUUUAAACGUGUCCGACCACCUCAAGAAGAACAAGAAAGGGAACAACUUCAACCUCAUGAAAAUGGUGAAGGAAACUCAGAAACUUAACUGUGAUUUUUUAAGUUAUGUCACAUCUUCACCCAUUAGAAUUACCAACUUAAGUAUACACUUAAAUUUCCUUCAUGAGGAAUAAAAUUCCCAGACUGGUAUUGCUGAUGGAACCCACUGACCUCAGCUAACCACAAAAUUGAGAGCAAUAUUUGUCAACUUUCUCUUUAUAAAUAAGUUCAGAAGUGUUCAGACAUAUGUUUAGUACACAUACAGUGACUUGUGUUUUUAGGUAUUUAAUGAAAUUCUAAGUGAUGGUUCUUAUUCAGUGUACAUAAGACAGGUAGUUACUACUUCAUAUGAAACAGUACUCCUAUAAUUCCUGUUUCUGAUUUAGUUUGUUGGGUUUUGCUGUUUGUUGUUGUUAUCUUAAAGCAAUUAUAGUUUUAAAAUAAUCCAAAUUUAGGCCUUAGCGUCGGUAGUUUUGUUCAGGUACUUAACAUUAAUACACAGUACACUACAGUUGACUUUUCAAGCUACUAAAGACUUUGUAAUUACAUGAACUUCAAUUUUAAUACCACGUGUAUGGUGGAACUUUUUAAAAAAUGCAUGAUGCCAUCAAAAUUCUUCCCUGGGCAUGUGGCUCAGUGGUAGAAUACAUGCUUAGCAUGUAUAGGGGUCCUGGGUUCAGUCCCCAGCACUGAGGAGAAAGUAUUCCCUCUAAUGAUAAUGGUACAAUAUUUUAAUAUGAAAAUUAGGUAUAUUAAAUUUUUAUUUAUAUUUGAUCUGAAAUCUAUUUUAUUACUUUUUAACUUGUAUAACUUAAGUUCUUCAUGAAAUCCUUUAAUCCGACCUAUACUAGAAAUUCAUUCUGUGAUUGAAAAUGGCUUUUUUGUGUAGUAGUUUAAUUUUAGCUAAAUAUAAUGAUGCUUAAAGCCAUAUGGAAUUGGGAAUCAUUUUCAAAGUACAUCUAUUCCUUUGUUUUCAUCCAUGUAUGUACAAUACAUUAAAAAAGAAGCAUUUUAAUCGAAAGACUGUAGUUCUUUGAUGUAAUUUCUUAUUAAUAGUGUGUAUUUGUAGAUUAGAACAGAGUCUUUAGUUGGUAUUAAUUUAUUUUACUCCUAUACAUGCAUUUUUCCUUACAUUUACAAAACUGAGAAUGGGUCAAGAUCAUUUUACAACGUUCAGGAACCCGGAUUCCUCCCUUUUACCCCAUGAAAAAUGCUUGGAGUCAAACCUCUUAAGGUAGCUUACUGGUUUGCUUCUAGCAAUAGCAUGGUGCUACUCAUUGGCUAGUACCUCAGUUUAAGCAAGGUAGUGUGUAAAAACCAGUCUCAUCUAUCAGAAUAACUGCUAAAAGGUAUUUCUGUAAGUAGUUCAGGUUAUUGAAAAUCUUUGAAAACUUUCUUAGGCUUGUUAACAUAAAUGACUUUUUAGGAAUUUUUAAUAAAGCAGUAUAGUUAUAUAGCAGUGUAGUUUUUAAUAAAAGCAGGCAAGAUAUAGGGUGGUGAAUCUUCUGGUGGAAUAUGAUUUAUUCAGAGUUCCUGCAGGCCUGGAGAUGGCUAUCAUUAUACCUGUUCCUGGGCAGUUACAUCACAUUGUGCAGUCUAUGUUGAGACUGCUGUCCUCAUUCGGCAAUGAUAAAUAUUUCUCUUAAGUAAUUGACUAUUUCUCCAUGUUUUAAAAAUAAUUAAAAUGAAUCUCGCCAUAUCUUGUGCUGCCAUAUCUUGUGCUACCAUUCCAUGCACAAGUGGCUGAGCUAAUCUGGAGAAUAUGUUCUUAAACAGAAGCACAUUUAGUUGAGUCAUACCAGUUAGAACAUAGACUAGAGCCUAUAUUUAGCAUUAGUGAAUUUUAAAAUUCAUGGGUUUGGGGUUAUAGAAUUUAUUAGUGUCCUGAAGGUUUAGUCAUAUCCAAUAAGUAUUUUUAUUACCAAUAAAUUUAAAUUUGUUAAGAAAAAUAUUGUCCUAGGGCCAAGUGUUACCUACCACCAAACAGUCACUAAGUUGGUCUAUAGCAGCUUUUACCUUACCUGUUUCCCCACCUAAUAGCCAUCAUUCCUGAAAAAUAGAUGUAUAGAAAUUCACUCUUUGACAAAAGAAUUAGCAUUGGCUUUUACACAGUCAGUUCCUUUUAUGUCUUGUAUCUCAAGGAAUAAUCUACUGCAGAUUGAAAAAUGCUAUAAUUGGAAAUUAACAUGUUUUAAAUUAUCUUUAUGAACUUUAU